Molecule: messenger RNA, 2037 nt
Organism: Alternaria triticimaculans
Lineage: Eukaryota; Fungi; Ascomycota; Dothideomycetes; Pleosporales; Pleosporaceae
Exons: 7
Coding region: 1-2037 (678 amino acids)
Biological process (GO): protein arginylation; lipid metabolic process
Cellular component (GO): cytoplasm
Molecular function (GO): arginyl-tRNA--protein transferase activity; oxidoreductase activity, acting on the CH-CH group of donors
Source: RefSeq, a predicted model, not a curated record
AUGCGCGGCGCAUGCUUACCCGAGGUUGGUCUACCCGUCGCUUCCUUCAAGCCCUCGAAGGAUCAGAGGAAGGCAGUCAACCAUUGGAAUGACUACGUGCUAGGCGAGGCUUAUAUGAAAGAGGCUUCUAGGCUUCACCCAAUAUCGAAAGAGGAGAAAGCUCGUGUCAAGAACACGUUUGACCUUAGUCGUGAGGUGCACAAGACCGAACUCCAGAAUGUUAAGCGCCCGCCUGAACCCGCACAUCGCUUCGAGGUGACACUCGAACCGGCAGCCUUUACGCCCGAGAAGUAUGAGUUGUUCAAGAACUAUCAGCAAAACGUACACAAAGAGAAACCUCAUGAGAUCUCUCAGUCGGGGUUCAAGCGUUUCUUAUGUGAUUCGCCGUUGAAGCAGACCUCUAGAACUGUCGACGGGAAAGAGCAGCUCCUAGGAUCAUACCACCAAUGCUACCGACUCGACGGACGACUCAUUGCGAUGGGCAUCCUUGAUCUGCUACCUCACUGCGUUAGCGGUGUCUAUAUGCUCUAUCAUUCCGAUUUCGAGCAAUGGCAGUUUGGAAAGUUGAGUGCGCUACGAGAAGCGGCAUUGGCGCUCGAGGGUGGUUACCAGUACUACUACAUGGGGUACUACAUCCACUCCUGCAUCAAGAUGAAGUACAAGGGUGACUACAAAACUCAGCAUGUUUUAGAUCCCGAGACGUACGAGUGGCAUCCGCUGGACGCUGAGCUACGCGCUCUGUUGGACAAAAAGACCUACGUCUCGAUGUCUAGGGAGCGUCGUAGGAAAGAGCAAAAGAGUGAUGAAGAGACGAGUGCCGCAACAGAGCAGGAUGACUACUCCGACUAUCCUCUACCAACAGCUGCCGAAGGUGGCAAGGCCAUUUCCGACGGCAUGUCAUUGUUCGAUUUGAAGGUACCAGGGCUCAUGACAGCCGAAGAAAUCGAACAGCAACUUGACCUGGCCACCAUGCCCAUCCGGGUCCGUGGACAGAUGGCGGAAGCUCAGGAUCUUGUCUCCUGGGAUGGCAGUGAUUUGAAGAACCCGCGUUCAAUCAAGGGCAUCAUUGGCGAGAUGGUCGCAUGCAUGGGCCCUGAAGUCGCAUGGCAGCACGCAGCCAUGUCCGCGUCGCCCCUUACACUCGUCGUGCGCCCCCGUGGCCGCCCGAUCAAGAACCUCCCGGAGACUAUCACCGUCCCAUCAGAUGCCACUGCCUCCCAGAUCUUUGAAGAGAUUGCAAAGGCCUCAAGGUUCUCAAUCCACCGAUUGAGGGUUACCAAGGGCAGCGAUGGCUCGCCGAUCAACAAUGUGCGCGAUGUCACGGUUCACGACACAGGCCUGAGGAACAAGAGUGCUGUGGAUGUCAAGGAUCUUGGUCCCCAGAUCUCCUGGCGAACCGUCUUCAUCGUCGAAUACCUCGGACCCCUCCUCAUCCACCCGCUCAUCUACUUCGGCCGCUCCCUCAUCUAUGGCACCUCGGCGCCCCCCUCGCAGCUCCAGAAGCUUACCUUCCUUAUGUGCGUCGCCCAUUUCGCAAAGCGCGAGUUCGAGACCCUCUUCGUCCACCGCUUCUCGUCGGCCACGAUGCCCAUCAUGAACAUCUUCAAGAACAGCGGCUACUACUGGAUCCUCUCGGGCUUCAACUUGGCAUACUGGAGCUACGGCCCUAACAGCCCGGCUGCUAAGCCUUCAAAUCCCCUCCUGACAUAUCUCGGCGUUGCCCUAUUCGCAAUCGGCGAGGUCUGCAACUACAGCACACAUCUGACGCUUAAGAACUUGCGUCGUCCAGGCAGCACUGAGCGCGGUAUUCCUAAGGGACUCGGCUUUGAUCUAGUCACAUGCCCCAACUACAUGUUCGAGGCAAUGGCUUGGAUCGGCGUGGCCCUCGUCAACUGGAGCUUGAGCACCGUCAUUUUCAUCAUCGUGGCUGUCGGACAGAUGGGUGUUUGGGCUUGGAAGAAAGAGAAGAGGUAUCGCAAGGAGUUUGGCGACAAAUAUAAGCGCAAGAGGUACGCCAUCUUGCCCGGCAUCUGGUAG